AUGCUUCUGUGGCUCGUCCUACUCGCAUUCUGUGCAGCACUGCUCCCACUUAUAGCGUUGCUGUGCCUGUGCAUCUACAUCUCAGCCUAUCGCUCCACCUCCCGUACCACCCGAUCGCAAUGCUUAGGUCGAAGCGCAGCGGUAGUUGUACUCGGCGACAUUGGUCGAUCCCCUCGAAUGUGUUUUCACGUCGAAUCACUAGCAAAUGAAGGUUGGAAAGUAGCUAUCGUAGGCUACCCCGGAUCCUCCCUUCCCCCCGCCCUCCACCGCCCUUCCAUCCGGCAACACCAUCUUCGACCCCCACCCUCGUUUAUCUCUCGUCUACCACGGAAACUUUUCAUCCUCGCAGCACCAGUCAAGCUUCUGAUUCAAUCUCUCUCGUUCUUUUUAGAGCUAACUAUGCAAGUUCAUCCCCCACCAGAGCUUGUACUAGUGCAAACCCCGCCAGCAUUGCCGACAUUAUUGGUGGUAAAAGCAGCAGCAGCACUGGUCAAAGCGAGGGUGAUAAUUGAUUGGCAUAAUCUAGCGUACACUAUUCUAGCCCUAAGAUUGGGGGAGAAGAGUAAAGUGGUGAGGUUGGCGGAGAAAUUCGAGAGAUGGAGUGGGAGAACAGCAUAUGCUCACUUGUUUGUUUCCGAGGCCAUGAGGAACCAUUUAGAUCUCAAAUGGGGGUUGGUUGGUGAGAAAAAGGUGUUGCAUGAUAGACCGCCGAGUCAUUUCCGUAGAGCGGAGCUGGGAGAAACACAUAGCCUCAUGUCUAGGCUGAUACCGGCACUGCAGCCUGGGUUAGGAGAGGCCUGGCUACCAGACUACCACCUUCCCGAGAGUACACCUUUCACGCGGGAGAAGAAGGAAGCAGAGGGUGGAUGGGAGAAGAGAGAAGACAGACCAGCUCUGGUAGUAAGCAGUACUUCCUGGACUGCAGAUGAAGAUUUUGGCCUUCUACUACGAGCUGCUAGGUUGUACGAGUACCGAGCAAGGGUGUUGAACGAUCAGAAAGCUGGGGUUGGGGGUCAUUCGAGAAGUAAUACUGGUGAAAAUAUAUCUUCUUCUCUCUCACCCUCCUCCACCUCGCAUUUCUCCUAUCCUCCAUCCCCUACCUAUGAAGUGGGAGUCCGCACCUCGAAAGAACGUCGUCGUCCGUCAUCCGGCCUUGUCCCCUCAACUCCCCACCUUCCCGACUAUCCGGCCACAACUCUCCCCCGCCUCUUGAUCAUCGUUACUGGUAAAGGCGAGCUUCGCGCACGCUACCUUUCCGAAAUCGCCCAUCUCGAACAAACCGAAAAAUGGCAGUUUGUACGCAUUCGAACAGCUUGGCUCGAAUCUUCUGAUUACCCCCUACUCCUCGGAUCCGCCGAGCUGGGUGUAUCGUUGCAUACAAGUAGCAGUGGCUUAGAUUUGCCGAUGAAGGUAGUUGACAUGUUGGGAUGUGGAUUGCCUGUAUGUGCACUGGAUUUUGCAUGUUUGGAUGAACUGGUGCGGGAGAGGUCGAAUGGAGUGGUUUUCAGGGAUGCGGAAGGUUUGGUCAAGGUUUGGGAGAGUUUAUUGGGCAGGUGGCCGGAAAGGGAUUGGUUGAGAGAUGGUGGGGGGUUGGAGUGUCCUUUUGAUCCGCCUACCUCCAACAGUACUCCGAGGACGGGAUUACUCGAAGUGACAAGAGCAGCAGGGGGAGGGGGAGGGGGAGUGGGAGGUGUGCCAAUGUCCCCCAACCCAAGUAUGACUCUUCUCCACUCGCCCGAGCCUGCACCGAGCACCAACGGCUUUUUCGAAGCGGGAAAAAGCCAGAGGAGUAGAAGAUCGACUUGGAGUGGGAACUGGAAACACGUUAUGCGACCUCUUCUCGAUCCACGAACUACUACUGACGAUCAAGAGGAGGGCAAGAUAGACUCACACCUGAAUCCGACGCGGUCGCGCAGUUCUGCGUUGGAGUUCCCCGGGCUGGCUAAUGGGGGAAGGCUUUUACAGCGUCGAACCAAGGGAUAUGCUCCUCUGCCGUCCAAGUAUGUAGUGCGCAAGGAUACUCUAGAGGAUGAUGAUGUGGACGAGUCUCCAGCUAGUGCCGGCUUCAAAUUCAUCCCUCAACCAGCCCUAAUCUCAGAGGGAGAGUCUCAAAAAGGUCUACGUCAACGAAAGUCUGUUUCUAAAACCGCUCCCACCACUGGUGAUGAUUUGAUCGACCUUAACAACUCCACCGAAGCCCCUUUCUACCUUGGAUCCUCAGCUGCUAAAGAAGGUUUACCGGCUAUUCAAGUCUCCCAUACAUCCCCCUAA
This is a messenger RNA of Ustilago hordei, 2271 nucleotides long. RefSeq lists its product as uncharacterized. Gene Ontology annotation, molecular function: mannosyltransferase activity. Bases 1 to 2271 code for a protein of 756 amino acids. Lineage: Eukaryota; Fungi; Basidiomycota; Ustilaginomycetes; Ustilaginales; Ustilaginaceae. The transcript has a single exon. Gene Ontology annotation, cellular component: endoplasmic reticulum. The record is from RefSeq and is a predicted model, not a curated record.